This is a messenger RNA of Nematolebias whitei (Rio pearlfish), 3149 nucleotides long. It is a transcript of the gene kctd3, whose product is annotated as potassium channel tetramerization domain containing 3. The record is from RefSeq and is a predicted model, not a curated record. The transcript is spliced from 19 exons. Bases 360 to 2942 code for a protein of 860 amino acids. Gene Ontology annotation, biological process: protein homooligomerization. Lineage: Eukaryota; Metazoa; Chordata; Actinopteri; Cyprinodontiformes; Rivulidae. Gene Ontology annotation, molecular function: protein binding.
GCCAGAGAGCACAGCUGUUCCACGAUGCUAAAACCCUGCGCAACCUGAUGGCCAACGAUUUACAAGCAGGACAGUGAUGCAAGCAGGCUUGCUCGAAAAAAAUAAGAGGGCUUUAGUUUGAAUAAACAUGGCUGUCUUGUCGUCUGCCCUGUGGGUUUUUAUAGAGACUGGCGCAGCGCUCGCAGGUCGCGUGUAGCAGAUUUUUAAUGGAAGCUGGGACGAGGGAGACGUCGUGAGGCUGGGGGAGUCGGAGCAUCAGCUGAGCGGAGAGGAGGGUUAGCAGGCUAGCCUUUGUGACAGAAUAGUUAUAACACAACAGUCUUCUGUCGUAAAACAGCCUCUGGUUCGGUUCAGUCACCAUGGCCACAAAUGGAAACAGCACUUCACCCGGGAUGGGAGAGAUCAUCCAGUUAAAUGUCGGUGGGACAAGGUUCAGCACCUCCAGACAGACUCUGAUGUGGAUCCCAGACUCUUUCUUCUCAAGUUUACUGAGUGGAAGGAUAUCCACUCUUCGGGAUGAAACUGGAGCAAUAUUUAUUGAUAGAGAUCCUACAGCGUUUGCACCAAUUCUCAAUUUUCUCCGAACCAAAGAACUGGACUUGCGAGGGGUCAACAUCAGCGUCCUGCGACAUGAAGCUGAGUUUUACGGGAUAACUCCUUUAGUACGGCGCCUGCUGCUGUGUGAGGAACUGGACCGCUCGUCCUGCGGCAGCGUCCUCUUCCACGGUUACCUGCCACCUCCAGCCAUCCCUCCCCGUAAGCCGAGCUCUGCCUUGACAGCGUCUGACGAGCGACCGGGUCCAAGUGGAGCGGAGGGCUUCACCCGUGUUGGUCUCCUUCCUCACCCUUCCUUGUCGGACUCAGCUGGCAUAAAUGACACAGAGAAACUAGGUCCCAUGGUUGACCCCAGGAAAGUAUUGAUUGUAGCAGGACACCACAACUGGAUCGUAGCAGCUUAUGCACACUUCGUCAUCUGCUACAGGAUAAAGGAGUCGUCAGGGUGGCAGCAGGUGUUUUCCUCACCCUACCUUGACUGGACUAUUGAACGUGUUGCACUUAAUGCCAAAGUGGUGGGCGGGCCGCAUGGAGACAAAGACAAGAUGGUGGCUGCAGCGUCUGAAAGCAGAAUCAUCCUCUGGAGUAUCCAAGAUGGGGGCAGUGGUAAUGAAGUAGGUGUGUUCAGCCUCGGUGUUCCUGUUGACGACCUCUUCUUUAUUGGAAGCCAGCUGGUGGCUACAAGUCACACAGGAAAGGUUGGCGUGUGGAAUGCUGUCACACAACACUGGCAGGUUCAAGAUGUGGUUCCCAUCACCAGUUGUGACACAGCAGGGUCCUUUCUCCUCCUGGGCUGCAACAAUGGCUCCAUCUAUUACAUAGACAUGCAGAAGUUCCCACUGAGGAUGAAGGACAACGACCUUUUAGUCACAGAGCUUUAUCACGAUCCUUCAAACGAUGCCAUCACUGCUCUGUCUGUGUACCUCACACCUAAAACCAGUGUGAGUGGGAACUGGAUAGAGAUAGCCUAUGGGACCAGCAGCGGGGCAGUGAGAGUGAUUGUGCAGCACCCAGAGACAGUGGGAUCAGGUCCUCAGCUCUUUCAGACGUUCACUGUGCACAGGAGUCCAGUGACAAAGAUUAUGUUGUCCGAGAAACAUCUGGUUUCAGUGUGUGCAGACAACAACCACGUUCGGACGUGGACGGUGACGCGGUUCAGAGGCAUGAUCUCCACACAGCCAGGCUCCACCCCUCUGGCUUCCUUUAAGAUACUGUCCCUGGAGGAGACAGAGAGCCAUGGAAGCUACUGCGCUGGCAAUGACAUAGGUCCCUUUGGAGAAAGAGACGACCAACAGGUAUUCAUCCAAAAAGUCAUCCCCAUCACCAACAAACUGUUUGUGAGACUCUCUUCAACUGGAAAAAGGAUCUGUGAGGUGCAGUCAGUGGAUGGAACUACCAUCUCCUGCUUCAUGGUUCGGGAGUGCGAGGGCUCCAGUCGAAUGGGAUCCCGACCACGACGUUACCUGUUCACUGGUCAUGGCAAUGGCAGCAUACAAAUGUGGGACCUCACCACUGCGAUGGACACAGCAAACAAAGGAGAAGAGAGGAGGAAAGAAGAUGUAGGUGGGCCAACAGAGGAGGAGCUGCUACAGCUGCUGGACCAGUGUGACCUGAGUACUUCUCGCUGUGCAACACCAAACAUUAGCCCUGCCCCCUCCGUGCUGCAUCACACACGCCUCAGAGAGUCGUGCUCGAGUCUGCAGCUACAGGCCCAGGAAUCCAUUCCUGGGAACCAGACCACUUACGGAGCGGUGCGGCCCUACAGAGAGAGCCCCCUGCUGGCUCGUGCUCGACGAACUGAAUCCUUCAACUGCUACAGAGAUUUCCAGAACUUCAGCCUGAGCCGGGGCGCCCUGGACAACACAGGUCAGACAUCCAACCACGGCUCCCUCCAGACUCCUGAUGUCCGCCGUUCACUUUGUGACUUUGGGCCUGAGGACGGGGAGAGGAGAAGCUCUGUUUUGGAGCUCUGGGCUCCCCGCUCCACAAGUGUGAGCUCUAACGUUUCUGCUGGAAGUGUCCCAGCGACAAAAGUAGAAGUGAGUCAAGAACUGUCACUGCAGCCUCCAGGCAGCCCUAACCCAGGGGGGGACGUCAGGCGAAAGGUGCAUUCUCAGUCAGAGGAAGGAGACAGUGUUGCAUCAGGAGGAGACGGAGCAAAGGCUGAAGGAGGUGUAAGGAAGAGGGGAGUACUAGAAGGGGGGUUUCUGGGGAGAAAGAGGGCUCCGCCCGUUCCACAUCUCUCAUCCCUCCCCUCUGGAUCUGAAGGUGGGGGCAGUGACUCAUCUGCAAAUGCCUCUCCCUCCCCAACCAAACUGGCUGCCUCCACCUCACCACGAAGCAGGAAAUUGGCACCUGAGCCUUCCAGUCAGGACAGCAGCCUGUGAGAGCAACUCUUGUUUUGAUUCCAGUCGGUGGCUUGAUCUUGUAGAGACAUCAUGUUGGUGCAUGCAGGAGCAAAUAAAGGAAGACAAAAUCAGCUGCACGGACACCAACUCUACCACCAUUCAUGCGUGCGUCAGGAUAUACGUUUGCUUUGAAUCCAUCAUGAAGCAGCUACAAGAUCCUAGCACUAUCAGAAUGACAUCUCAGUU